Molecule: messenger RNA, 4704 nt
Organism: Branchiostoma floridae (Florida lancelet)
Lineage: Eukaryota; Metazoa; Chordata; Leptocardii; Amphioxiformes; Branchiostomatidae
Product: adenylate cyclase type 9-like
Biological process (GO): adenylate cyclase-activating G protein-coupled receptor signaling pathway; intracellular signal transduction; cyclic nucleotide biosynthetic process
Molecular function (GO): adenylate cyclase activity
Source: RefSeq, a predicted model, not a curated record
UCUCUUGUUGUUUUCCUCUAGUCGGAAAGGGUAAACAUACGCGGAAAAUCUGCAGUUCUCACAUGGUCGUAAGGUGUCGCUUCCAGCUUUCCAGAUGAACAACGCCACUUGCCUCCGGCGGGGGGAUAAGCAGUAGGUGCACCCGCCAUGGGGCCGGAUCAUAAAUAACUCUGCACAGGCCUAGGUCGGAUCCCAACUGGCCACUUCCUCCGCUUCUUGGAUCGCCUUUACAGCGGCAUGGCGACGUGUUGUGGACCUGGAACUGUUUGAGACGAAGAAGAAGUUUACGAAGUUGCCCCCAGAAUCGCUGUGAGGUUCAAAGAAGUGUCGGGGUGAUCUUAGGACGGCGGCAGAGAUCGGAUUGUAGAGGGCUUGAGUUAGCCUAAGGGGGAGGGCAGGAAAGUUUCACCCACAAAACUCUGUACAAACAUUAUUAGGACAGACGUGGUACGGACUGGAACAAUGCUUUCAUGGCAGCUUCCCUGUCUGGUUAGUACUUAACUACGUACCCUUGUAGUGGUGGACAUUUUCUAGUCGACGUGUUUCAAUGGAAGGUGAAUCGUGCAGGUACAGACCGAACUCCACCCCGGACAUCCCGGACUCUGUCCGUAUCACCCUCGGCACGCCCCGACACAACUACAGGGGCAGUAACUACACCGUCAACGGAGAUGGCAGCAGGCGGGGGUCCCGAGCAGAAGUCAGGAGGAGGUUACUUCUGUUUGAGAGAGCCUCAGGAUCUUGGUGGGACCCCAAGUUUGACUCUCGACACUUGGAGGAAGAGUUACAGAGGUGCCAGCUGCCAGCCACAAGAAAGCGAUUCAGAUAUGCCUUGUGUUACAUAGCAACAGCCUGUCUUAUGUGGAUAAUCUACUUUGCUGCCGUUGGAGCGAUGAACCAGGAAGCAAACUACCAGAACUGGCUGGCAUUUGUUGGCGGCAGUGUGGUAUUCCUGGUCAUCUGUAUCGUGUUAUUGGGACUGACUUUUACCAACUUGUAUCAACGGUUCUUCAGUUACAUGUCCUUGCUCCUGACGGUAGCACUAUUCAGUGUCAGCCUUGUUGCCGUGGGCUUCAGCGAAGGUCAGAUUAUUUCGUCCGUCGGUGCCUUUAUGAUCUGUGUGGAAAUCCUGAUUAUGCUGUACACGGUCAUUCCCAUGCCUCUAUAUCUCAGUGUUGUAUCCGGAAUUAUGUACUCUGUCGGGUUCCAAAUCAUUGUCGGUGUUACCAAUCAAGAGAUUGGCCAGGAGUUGUCUUUACCGGUACAGAUCACCACUAAAAUCCUCAUGCACCUGUGCAUACACCUGGUGGGGAUACACAUCUAUAUCAUGACUCAGGUGCGCAAACACAGCACCUUCUGGAAAGUGGGCCAGUCCAUCAUGGCCAGACGUGAUCUGGAAACGGAGAAACAGCUCAAAGAGAAGAUGAUCCAUUCUAUCAUGCCGCCGCAUGUUGCCAGUUCGCUCAUGAAGGGUGCGGAGGACGAGCCCGAAACGCCCAAACGCAUGCGAAGUCCCAGGAACAAGAAAAAGGCGAAUGCACAAAAUGUACCACCGAAGGAAUCCAUGUUCCGCACGUUCAAUAUGCACCGUAUGGAGAACGUGAGCAUCUUGUUUGCCGACAUCGUGGGUUUCACCCAGAUGAGUAGUAACAAGUCAGCAGAACAACUGGUCAGUCUGCUGAAUGACCUAUUUGGGCGGUUUGACCGCCUGGCGGAGAAGACAGGCUGUGAGAAGAUCAGCACGUUGGGAGAUUGUUACUACUGCGUGGCUGGCUGCCCCAAAGCCAGGUCAGAUCAUGCAGAAUGCUGCAUCGAGAUGGGCCUUGGGAUGAUCCGUGCCAUCAAAGAAUUCUGUGCGGAGACCGACAAUGACGUGAACAUGAGGGUCGGCGUCCACACGGGGACCGUGCUCUGUGGGAUUGUCGGAACAAAGAGGUUCAAGUUUGACGUGUGGUCCAAUGACGUGACGUUAGCGAACAAAAUGGAACAGUCCGGGCUGCCAGGGCGAGUCCAUCUCUCUGAAGCAACGUUGGAGUAUCUUGGUGACAAGUACAAGACUGAAGAACGGGAAGUGGAUAAACGCUAUUCAGGAAUACCUGAAAACUGAUCCCGAUGAACUCCAACUUGGAGCUGGACAAGUCGGCGCUGUCAGACAGCUGUAACAGCCUACUGGACUCCAACAAAAACGAUCAAACCCUGUCACUGGAGGAGGGAGGGGAGGACAAAGGGAAGGAAGAGAAGAAGGAGGGCAGUCCCAGUCACAGGGCUCUGUGUAACCAGCCCAGUGCCACCAGUCUGCCUGAACCUGCCCUCAUGAGGCCUGACAGCUGUAAUGAGGACAGUCUGGAUCUACCACUUCCAGGCAGCAGGAAUGGUGCGAGUCUGCAUGGGGAAGACACAAUGUGCGUUGCGGCCACAUGUCACACAGAAGACGAGCAGAUCUGGCUGCCUUUACUUGAUCACAGAAAUUUGACUCCGGACAGCAUCCACUCCCUACCAGUCACUGGUUCCUAUGGCAACAGGCUGUACCCACCCGGCAUGGGCAGUGGUAGCAGGAAGUCCAGUCUACGUACACAGAUGGUUACAAACCGGAUAGAACAACAGAUGACGGGGAAGUCACCAUCCCAGGAGAAUGGUCAACCGUCCAGUGGCAUCAGUGACCAGCAGUUCAGCUCAAGCCAGCAGUCUGUGGCUUCAAUGGUGGCCGAGCGCCAGAGGGAGAGCAGCUGUGCACUGUUCAUCGACCAGGUCAUCUCGCCACUCAACCAAACAUUGACACAGUUUCACCAAAUUCGAGAGCGAACGGACAAGAACCUCAUCGAGAACAUCCGCAGUGAUCCGUACAUGUCAGAUUACUUCUUCAAACCGCCUAUCAACAUGUUCUCUCUCAACUUCCUGGACCCAGAAUUGGAAAUGCGAUUCCGCGAUCACUACGCCGCAGAGAUGGAGGAUGAAGGUAACAAUCCAAACGCUGUUCAAACCUGUGCCCUCCCACGAUUUAACAUGUUCCUGGACGUCGUGGUUUCAUUUGUUGUAUUCACCAUGAUUUCCAUUGGCUGCUUCCUGUUGUUCCAUCCCCCCAAUGUCGCGUGGAUAGUGGUGUUCAUCCUGGCAGCCAUUAUCAAAGUGGUGACUCUGGUGGCAUACACCCGAGAGGCCUUCUACAUGGGGUACCUUUCGGAAUGCUCCCAGCAGAUGUCACAGUUCUUCUCGCGGUGGGUUUCACGGCAGCUGUAUGGAGCCAUUCUCAUCAGUCUUCCAGUGGCAGCAGUUUACUGCAACAUGGUCUGCAAGCUCGAGCCAGGUCUGCAGUACUAUCUCAUGUCUGUGGCCCUCCUGCACUAUACCAACUUUACCCAGCUUAGCUCCUGGAUGAAAACAGCUCUGGUUCUGAUUGUGGGGAUAAUCUUGAUCAUCCUUGUCAACGUCAACAUUGACGUCUGCAUGGACGGACUGGAUAACAUCAUCCCCACCGUAAUGGCCAACACCACAGAGACCCCCUCCCCCACAGCCUCAAGAGUCUUCUUUGAAUAUGAGAUAAUCAUCGAUGUGGGGUUGUUAAUCAUCCUCAUCAUCUUCUUGAACCGCGAGUUUGAAGUCAGCAACAAGUUGACCUACCACGGGAAAAUCGGCGCUGACACUGACAGAAAACGAAGCCAGAUAGAAAAGGAGCAGGCUGAUUGGCUGCUUGGAAACAUCCUGCCCACCCAUGUGGCCGACACCCUGAAGGUGACCCAGAAGUAUUCACAGAACCAUUCAUCUGUCGCUGUUAUCUUUGCCACCAUCGUGAACUUUAACGACUUCUAUGAGGAAAGCUUCGAAGGUGGGAAGGAAUGUAUCCGUGUCUUAAAUGAAAUCUUCAGUGACUUUGACGACCUUUUGCAGAAGGAAGAAUAUGCCAGGCACAUUGAGAAAAUUAAGACAAUUGGCAGCACCUUUAUGGCUGCAUCGGGACUCAGUCCAGAGAGUCAGAAGGAUCGGGAGAACCCUGACAAACACCUCAUCGUUCUCAUGGAUUUUGCCCUGGACAUGCAGAAGGUCAUCAACAAGUUCAAUGAGGACAUGCUGGGCUUCCAUUUCAUCCUGAGGAUAGGUUACAACCACGGGCUACUAACGGCCGGGGUCAUCGGCACGACCAAGCUGCUCUAUGACAUCUGGGGCCUCACCGUCAACGUAGCAAGCCGAAUGGACAGCACAGGAAUCAACGGCCGCAUCCAGGUCAGCGAACAGUCCGCCAAGGUCAUGCAGAAGUACUACGAGUUUGAACCCAGGCAUGAUGUCUCCGUGAAGGGAAUUGGCAACAUGAUGACGUACCUGCUGGUGAAAAAACACGAUAGUGUCCAAUGUUGAGGGGACAACUCAGCCAGCCUCAGAUUAUCAGUGGAGUAAGUCAUUAAUAGAUCAUGUAGAAGUGCCUUUUACAUUGGAAAAUAUAUAAUUACUAACUAAACUUUCCGUUAGCUUGGUGAUUGAGUCCCUGCUGCAGGUGUCAUACAUUGGUGAUUGUGGUUUUCUUGUCUACUUGUAUGGGAAUGGUAUAGAUGGUGCUGUAUGUACAAAAUAGCCUGCACUAGGGGUGGGUACCGGUACAGAAAAUUCAGGUCCAGGUCCGGUUCAGGUCCAAAGGAUCAGGUCCAGGUCCAGACCUGAACCUGGACCUGAUUCAGUAUGACUCAUACCAAUGGUCCAUUUCACUACAAAGAAAUC